GCCAGGGCAGCAGCGGCGGGGUCCUGGCGUGGGCAGGCAGGGAGGGAGAGACGCGGGCCGAGGUCCACAGUGGAUGGUUUCUAAAAUGAUCAUCGAAAACUUCGAAGCGCUCAAAUCCUGGCUCAGCAAGACCCUCGAGCCUAUCUGUGAUGCUGACCCAUCAGCUCUAGCUAAAUAUGUUCUUGCUUUGGUAAAGAAGGAUAAAAGUGAAAAAGAGCUGAAGGCAUUAUGUAUCGAUCAACUGGAUGUAUUUCUUCAGAAGGAGACACAGAUAUUUGUAGAAAAACUUUUUGAUGCUGUGAAUACGAAGAGCUACCUACCUCCACCCGAACAGCCAUCAUCAGGAAGUCUAAAGGUAGAAUUUUUUCAACACCAAGAAAAAGAUAUAAAAAAGGAAGAGAUUGCAAAAGAAGAAGAACGAGAAAAGAAGUUUUCUAGAAGGUUAAAUCAUAGUCCUCCCCAAUCAAGUUCCCGCUACAGAGAAAAUAGGAGCCGAGAUGAACGAAAAAAGGAUGACCGUUCUCGAAAAAGAGAUUAUGAUCGAAACCCACCUAGAAGAGAUUCGUAUAGAGACCGGUACAAUAGAAGAAGAGGGCGGAGCCGAAGUUAUAGUCGAAGUCGGAGUCGGAGUUGGAGUAAAGAGCGGUUGCGAGACAGAGACAGAGAUAGAAGCAGGACUAGAAGCCGAAGUCGAACGCGAAGCAGAGAAAGAGAUCUGGGAAAACCAAAAUAUGACCUGGAUAGAACAGAUCCAUUAGAAAACAACUAUACUCCAGUUUCUUCUGUAACUAACAUUUCGUCUGGCCACUACCCUGUUCCUACUUUGAGCAGUACUAUUACUGUUAUUGCUCCAACUCAUCAUGGUAAUAACACUACGGAAAGCUGGUCUGAAUUUCACGAAGACCAGGUGGACCAUAACUCUUAUGUAAGACCUCCAAUGCCAAAGAAACGUUGCCGAGAUUACGAUGAAAAGGGUUUCUGUAUGAGAGGAGACAUGUGCCCUUUCGAUCAUGGAAGUGACCCUGUAGUUGUAGAAGAUGUAAACCUUCCUGGCAUGCUGCCUUUCCCAGCACAACCACCUGUUGUUGAAGGACCACCUCCUCCUGGACUUCCCCCACCUCCACCAAUUCUGACACCUCCACCUGUGAAUCUUAGACCUCCAGUGCCACCUCCGGGUCCAUUACCACCUAGCCUUCCUCCUGUCACAGGACCACCACCUCCACUUCCUCCUUUGCAACCAUCUGGUAUGGAUGCUCCUCCGAACUCUGCAACCAGUUCUGUUCCCACUGUAGUAACAACGGGUAUUCAUCACCAGCCUCCGCCAGCACCACCCUCUCUCUUUACAGCAGUUUUUGUAUUACCAGAUACAUAUGACACAGAUGGCUAUAAUCCUGAAGCCCCAAGCAUAACAAACACUUCCAGACCUAUGUAUAGACACAGAGUGCAUGCCCAAAGGCCUAAUUUGAUAGGACUUACUUCAGGAGAUAUGGAUCUGCCACCCAGAGAAAAGCCUCCUAAUAAAAGCAGUAUGAGGAUAGUGGUUGAUUCAGAGUCAAGAAAAAGAACCAUUGGAUCAGGGGAACCUGGAGUUCCUGCUAAGAAGACUUGGUUUGACAAGCCAAACUUUAAUAGAACAAAUAGCCCAGGUUUUCAGAAGAAAGUUCAGUUUGGAAAUGAAAAUACCAAACUUGAACUCAGGAAAGUUCCUCCAGAAUUGAAUAAUAUCAGCAAACUUAAUGAACAUUUCAGCCGGUUUGGAACUUUGGUCAACUUACAGGUUGCCUUUCAUGGUGAUCCUGAAGGUGCACUUAUCCAGUUUGCAACAUAUGAAGAAGCAAAAAAAGCAAUCUCUAGUACAGAAGCAAUUUUGAAUAAUCGUUUUAUUAAAGUUUAUUGGCACCGAGAGGGGGCUGCCCAGCAACUGCAAACAGCUUCCCAGAAAGUUAUACAACCUUUAGUCCAACAGCCCAGUUUACCUGUUGUGAAGCAGUCUGUGAAAGAACGAUUAGGUCCAGUACCUUCAAGUAAUAUUGAACCUGCAGAAGCCCAGAGUGCUAGUACAGAUAUUCCUCAGAAUGUAACUAAGUUAUCUGUGAAGGACAGGUUGGGUUUUGUAUCAAAGCCAUCUGUUUCAGCAACUGAAAAGGUGUUGUCCACUUCUACUGGCCUCACAAAAACAGUGUACAAUCCAGCUGCUUUGAAAGCUGCGCAGAAGUCCUUACCUGCUGUUUCCAUCUCUACAUUAGACAACAGCGAAGCACAGAAAAAAAAACAGGAAGCACUAAAAUUGCAACAGGAUGUGAGAAAAAAGAAGCAAGAGAUUUUAGAAAAGCACAUUGAAACACAGAAGAUGUUAAUUUCAAAACUGGAGAAAAACAAAGCAAUGAAGUCUGAAGAUAAGGCGGAAAUAAUGAAAACUUUGGAGGCGUUGACGAAUAGCAUUACUAAAUUAAAAGAUGAAUUGAAAGCUGUUUCAUCUGGAGGCUCCCUUCCCAAAAGUGUGAAAACCAAAGCUCAGAUGCAGAAAGAAUUACUGGACACAGAACUGGAUUUGUACAAGAAGAUGCAGGCUGGAGAAGAAGUCACUGAACUUAGGAGAAAAUAUACAGAACUACAGCUUGAAGCUGCAAAAAGAGGGAUUCUUUCAUCUGGUCGAGGGCGAGGAAUUCAUUCAAGAGGUCGAGGUACCACGCGGGGCAGAGGAAGGGGACGUGGUCGAGGGAGAGGCGUUCCUGGUCAUGCUGUGGUAGACCAUCGCCCGAGAGCAUUAGAGAUCUCUGCAUUUACCGAAAGUGAUAGAGAAGACCUCCUCCCCCAUUUUGCGCAAUAUGGUGAAAUUGAAGAUUGUCAGAUUGAUGACUCCUCUCUUCACGCGGUAAUUACAUUCAAGACAAGAGCAGAAGCAGAAGCAGCUGCAAUUCAUGGAUCUCGUUUCAAAGGGCAAGAUCUUAAACUGGCCUGGAAUAAGCCUGUAAUUAACAUGUCAGCUGUUGAAGCAGAAGAAGUUGAGCCUGAUGAGGAGGAAAGUUCUAUCAAUAUUGGCUGAACUUUAGCUUAGAGGCUACAUUGGCAAGACUCGUUCCUGUCUGGAAGAAGACCAUUAUAAUAUGAUGUGAUACCAUUGUAUGCUUUGUCUCCUGUUAGCUUGAAUUAAUGUUUGGUUUUGGUGCAUAUUAGCUUUAGUUCUUUGGUAGUAUGAAAGACUACACCUGUUUAUCCCCUGAGUUUGUAUCUGAAGUUUUGUCAUUGGUAAACAUUAUCUUUGAAUAACAAUCAGUUUGGAUAUUUAUGUUCUUCUUUUAAAAUCAGGUUGCUAUUAUUGCAAACAUAUAAGGGAAAACUUUUAACUUUAAAUUUCUUAACAUCAGAUAUGUUAAACAUCAGUCAAGUUGGAAAGAGCUGUGUUUAUGAAAUAUGUUGGCAAAGCCAUUCUUUUUUUCUGAGCAAAUGGGAAUAACGAAAAUCAAAAAAGCUUAAAGUGGCAGUUGGUAUGGAAUUGGUUUGGAUUUUAAGUUUUCUCUGUUUAAUGGGAUCUGUUUCUGGAAAUAGGGUAGUGACUGGCCAUCAAGAUUUUGUUUAAUACCUUGACAAACUUCUUCUAAAAAUGCCAAACUAGCUUAUCUGGACAGUUGUUUCUGAGUCAUUAAUCCUUCAGAACAGAGAGUAACUUCACUGUCAUUUGAAGGGACAUGUUAAAACCUAGGGAAUCAUAAGUAUUUUGAAGUGUCAGAUUAGCAUCUGUGUGUGUACUUGAGGGGUUUUCAUUAAAGACUGAAUCCCAGCAGAUGCUAAGUGAAGUAAUGGGUUUUUUUUAAACAUUAUAUGCCUCUUCUGUUUCUAAAAGUGUACAUUUUGUAUAGUUUUUAGAAGGAAUGUGGUUUUAAUAUUAUUUUGGCUUUUUUUUUAGAUUAAAGUAAUAUAGUAUACUUGUAUAAAAUCUCAAUUUAAAGUCUCAACCUCAGAAUGUUUUCAAAGUAUAACUUGUGAAUAGUGAUCCUAGGUAAAUACUUCUAUAAAUAUGUUAAAGGAUGGGAGCUGCACAUAUCAGGAUGUUAGAGAGAGAAAAAUCAAAUGAUUUUCCAAUUCCUGUUACCAUGCUGUUUUCUAAUUCACUUGCUACACAAAGACUGCUUAGGAAAACACUCAGGUUUUUGUCGUCUUAUUGCCUAAUUUAAAAAAUGCAUAAAUAUAGAAAAUGAGAAUUUUGAAAAUAUUUGUCAUAAUGUGGAUGAGUACUUAAUACUGAUUUGCAAUAGUGGAAAACAUGAUAUAUUUAGGUUAAGAGACUAAUAAAUAAAGUGCCUAUUUUAGAUGGCCAUCAAGUGAAUUUUAAUUAUAGCCAUUGACUUAGCCUACAUUUGUGAAUCAGCAGAUAGUCCGUAACUCAUAGAUUACUUACGCAGUUUAGGCAAGAUAGCUGGUGCUUUAGAGGUUUUAUUCUAAAUAAAAAUUUGGACACAACCAGGAACCAGAUAAUUCUGAUUGUUUGCUUUCCAUUCCAUUUUGGGCUUUUAAGCUGGGAAUUUUCAUUAUGAUCAGUGUUUCUUGUUACUAAAAGGUCACUAGUUUUAGCUAUACCUAAUUAUUGAAAAGCAACAAUAUUGUCAAAGGAUGAGGAUUUGCUUUUAUCAAUAUAGUUCAACAGGAUUCUCAUAAAACUGUGUAGAUAACUGCACAGAAUCACUUGAUUGAAGUAUUUCAUCUCCACGUGACUGAGUCAUAGAAGUCUUUUUUUUAAAAAAAUUUAAUGUGUUUCACACUUUUAGCUCCUGUAGCUGUGCUAUGUAUUUCUGUUUACAUUUUUACAUAGUGAAUUUCAAAAUAUUCUCACAAAAUGCAAAACUGUAGAUUUCUGAAUAACUUCUGUCUUGCUUGCAAGAUAAUUAUUAGUCCACAAGUGAGGCUUCCACACAAAUGUCAGAAAAAUUUUGUUGGUGCUACAAACAACCCUCCCACAUUUGUUUUGACUCAAAUUACAUCACUCAUUUACUUCAGCAUGCUCUUUGAUCCUUUUAAAACAAUAUUUUAUAUAACUACUCAGUUUGUAAAUUGGGUAAAGUUUUCAGCCUUGUGAACACCCAGUAAAGGGACUAAUGUAAUAAUGCAAAAAUAACAGGAAAUUUCUUCUUUUUGAUUGUGUUCCUGCCUUCUCAAAAAAGACUUUAGUUUGUCAUUAGAUCCUGUGUUAAAUUUUCUAGGAGAUGUAAGGGGUGUUAAUCCUGGUCUGAUUCCAAAUUGAAUAAUAUUUCCACGCCUGAACCUCCUUACAGUACAUUAGUACUAAUGUUUAUUUUUCUCCAAACUAUUAUGUAACUCAGCAUUCUAUGCAGCUAUUACUUCAUGCAGUGGUAGUUCUUGAGUACAUAUUUUUAAAAAAACAUGGACCAGAGGGUUGUAAGAAAUUCAUUAAUAUGUUGUUGGGUUUUGUGGUUUUUUUUUUUUUUGUUAAGAAUUCUCAAUUCAAAACCUUGCAAAGAAUAUUUUCAUAAAUCAUUCUUACGGAUCAGUAGAACAUUAUGGAUGUCAAACUUAAUGGUGUUCAUAAUCCUAAACUGUAGUUUGUUAAAAUAUUUGACACAAAUUUUUUCAUGCUUUUUGUUUAAUUAAAAGUCCCAACUCAGUGUCUGUGGAUUGAUGAAUUCUGUACUCCUGAAUGUCCCAUUUCAAGAAAGUCUCCUGGCAUGGGAAAAUAUUCCCUACUCUUUGAGCAGAGCAAAAGUAAUUGGUUAAGCUGUACCAGCUUUUUUGUUGUUGUUGGGGGGGGGGGUAGGGGAAGGGAGGAAGAGUUGUAUUAAAAAGUAGUGAUAAAAACUUGAACUAGAAUACUAAUAUUAUUUGCUUACAAUACAGUAUUGUUUGGUUUUGUCAGUGGUUUUGUUAUUUAUAGCUGAAUUUGUUUUGCUUGUUAAAUAUUCAUGUUUG
Messenger RNA from Phascolarctos cinereus (koala), 5922 nucleotides. NCBI's taxonomy places the organism in Eukaryota, Metazoa, Chordata, Mammalia, Diprotodontia, Phascolarctidae. The record is from RefSeq and is a predicted model, not a curated record.